This is a messenger RNA of Euleptes europaea (tarantolino), 2788 nucleotides long. It is a transcript of the gene MAP3K11, whose product is annotated as mitogen-activated protein kinase kinase kinase 11. NCBI's taxonomy places the organism in Eukaryota, Metazoa, Chordata, Lepidosauria, Squamata, Sphaerodactylidae. Gene Ontology annotation, molecular function: protein binding; JUN kinase kinase kinase activity; ATP binding. Gene Ontology annotation, cellular component: centrosome. Bases 1 to 2628 code for a protein of 875 amino acids. Gene Ontology annotation, biological process: positive regulation of apoptotic process; microtubule-based process; protein phosphorylation. The record is from RefSeq and is a predicted model, not a curated record. The transcript has 10 exons.
AUGCGGGUGUCCUGGACCAGCAAGGGCCAGACGACCCCCAUGGAGCCGCUCAAAAGUAUUCUCCGGAAGGCCCCACUGGUGGCCUGGGGGGGAGGCUCUCGGGGUGGGGGCCCCACCGCUUACGCCAACCCCGUCUGGACGGUGUUGUUCGACUACGAGGCGGCCAGCAGCGACGAGCUGACCCUGCGCAAAGGUGACUUGGUGGAGGUCCUUUCGUGGGACGCCGCCAUCUCCGGGGAUGAAGGCUGGUGGGCCGGCAAGGUGAACAACCAAGUGGGCAUCUUUCCUUCCAAUUAUGUCUCGCCCAAGACGGGGGGCUACUCCGGGCCCGAGGGCCCACCCAAGGCCGACUUCCGGGACCUGAGGCUGGAGGAAGUGAUCGGGGUCGGUGGCUUCGGCAAGGUCUACCGUGGCACCUGGCGUGGGGAGUUGGUGGCGGUCAAGGCCGCCCGCCAGGACCCGGACGAGGACAUCAGUACCACGGCCGAGCGGGUGCAGCAGGAGGCCCGGCUCUUCGCUAUGUUGAGGCACCCCAACAUCAUCGCUCUCAAGGCCGUCUGCCUGCAGGAGCCCAACUUGUGCCUGGUCAUGGAAUACGCCGCGGGGGGUCCUCUCAGCAGGAUGCUGGCCGGGCAGAGGAUACCACCAAACAUCCUCAUCAACUGGGCUGUGCAGAUUGCCCAAGGGAUGCUGUACCUGCACUGUGAAGCCAUCGUUCCAGUCAUCCACCGCGACCUGAAGUCCAACAAUAUCCUGCUGGCUGAAUGUGUGGACGAUGGAGAUGUGAGCGGUAAGACCUUGAAGAUUACCGAUUUUGGGCUGGCCCGUGAGUGGCAUAAGACAACCAAGAUGAGCACGGCGGGCACCUACGCCUGGAUGGCUCCUGAAGUCAUCAAAAGCUCCACUUUCUCCCGAGGCAGCGACAUUUGGAGUUAUGGCGUCCUUCUUUGGGAGCUUCUCACGGGGGAAGUCCCGUAUCGGGGCAUAGACGGGCUUGCUGUGGCCUACGGCGUUGCUGUCAACAAGCUGACGCUACCUAUUCCAUCCACCUGCCCGGAACCCUUUGCACGCCUCAUGGCAGAAUGCUGGGAGCAGGACCCUCAUCGACGCCCCAGCUUCGCAUCCAUCCUGUCCCAGCUCACGGUACUGGAGGCUCAGGUUCUCCACGAUAUGCCACAGGAGUCCUUCCACUCUAUGCAGGAUGACUGGAAAGUUGAGAUCCAGAAUAUGUUUGAUGAGCUGCGUGCCAAGGAGAAGGAGCUUCUGAGCCGUGAGGAGGAACUGAAGCAAGCGGCUCUGAAGCAGAAGUCCCAGGAGGAGUUUCUGCGCCAGCGGGAGCAAGAGUUGGCCCAGUGGGAGCUGGAUGUGUUUGAACGCGAGCUGAGCCUCCUUAUCCAGCAGAUGAACCGGGAACGGCCCCUCGUGAAGAAGCGGAAGGGGACCUUCAAAAGGAACAAGCUGAAAGGGAGGGAUGGCGAGCGCAUCAGCAUGCCCCUUGAUUUUAAGCACCGCAUCACAGUGCAGGCAUCCCCUGGUUUGGACAAGAGGAAGGACUUCUUUGAGGUGGGGGCUGGUGGCUCCCCCACUUUCCCCCGAUUCCGGGCUAUCCAAUUGGACCCGAGUGAGAAUGAUCAGAAUUGGGGGCGCCAGUCACCGCGUCGUGGGGAGGAGGUCUGGAAUGGCCGCACCAAGAGUCCCAGCUCCCCAAAACUGUGGGAGAGCACUACACAGAAUGGAAGAAGAAGGUCACGGCUCGAAGAAACUACCUGGUACUUGGAAUCCGAAGCACCGAAUCCUCCUGCACAGAUCCAGACUCAGCUCAGUCAGAAUGGAAACAUCUCAGGCGAUUCUGCUGACACGGAGGAUCCAGCACCCGAACGGCCCGCCCCGCCCCGGCUCAUCCAGCGGGCCUUGCUUCGGGGCACAGCCUUGCUUGCUUCCCUCGGCUUGGGUCGAGAGCUGCCAUCUGCCCCUCAGGAACUCCCGCCAACGCCCCCUCGAAGAGAGUCCACCCCUGCCCUGCUGGUAGAGUUGUGUAAAGAGAACCCCCCCACCGAUCUCCUCGUCGACCUUGCCUCGGGGGGUGACAGGAAUGCUCUGCCUCCUCUCUGGACCCAGAUGUCGCCCAAGAUCCCAAGACUUGCGGAAGGUCGUAGCAACAAAACCCAAAAAUGGGAUGGUGCUCUCCCGUCUCCUUCUUCUCCCCGCAGCCCCCGGUCACCUCGCCCCGCCUCUCACUCCAGCCUUAUCUCCCGACCCCGGCCUUCUCCCGUCCGCAGCCGUAUCGACCCCUGGAGCUUUGUGUCUUCUGGAUCCCGGGCGUCACCCAUCCAGUCCCCGCAACUAGGGGCGCGCCCUUUCAAGGCACCGAAUCCCGAAGGCACCAAUCCGUUCGUGGUGCGCGACCCUGAUCCAUUUGCCUGUGGGGACUUCUCAGCCCCGAGGGAGCCUUCUGUGCCUACGCCCCCUGACCCCUUUACUGUUGCGUCCAGAUUAUCCGCUCCGGGGCAACGUAGCCCUGCUCUGUCGCCAGGCUGGGCCGCCAGCCCCCUCCCACCCAAAGAACUCCCAGCCCUGCCCUGGUGGUCAGCAGCUGCAACGCCUCAAGGAAGGGCGGCCCCACAAUGAACAGGAGCAAAAGAGGGGAAGUCCCGCCUUCCAGACGCACCUUUUGUUCAGGAAGUUGGCGCCUUCUACGGAACCACAUGCUCAACUGUGAUUGGGCACGAGGCUGCAAGUGUGAGACCAGAGCGUGGACUACUUCGAAAGAGAGGACGUUGGUAUUCCU